AUAGAAAAGAAAGAAAAGCAUGUCGUAGGUCGUAGCUUCUAAACCAAACGUCCAAACAGAAUAAACAAACGCCACAGGGCCUCUGCUCCCCGGCGUUACGGCGGAGGAACGAAGACUUCAGUCAUCCAGUAGCUUGGAAAGAUCUCACCUCGUCACUCAUGUUCCGCCUUCAUCGUCUCUUGUUCACCUGACGUCAGCCGCCUCCAGGACUUCCGACGCCGCCGUUCCUCGCCUGUACUUUUCCGCUGCUUUCAACUUUCCUUGGCUUCGAUCAGUUUCACCGGCAGGCGGAGGUUUCAGAGCCUUGAAUAAGCGUGGAGGAUUUGGCGAAUUAGUGCUUGGGGUUAAGGCGUAGCGAAAAUGAUGGGAUCAGAGAAUGAAGCAGAAUCUCAACUUUUCGCCUCUAGAGAGGAGAUGGAAAACCUUGUCCUCGAUGAACCUUCCGACAAUCCCAACGGCAACGGAGGCAGCAAAUCUUUCUCCGAUUAUCGCAGCGUCAUGUCGUCCCUCGCCGAUACGCAUCACCCUCUCUCCCCGCUAUUGACGCCGGCAGAUUCGGAUCCUUUACUUGCUCCUCAACCAUACCGGGAUCUCCGAAACCCUAGCCUCUCGCACGAUAACAAUUCCUACAUUGAACCGCCUGCCUAUGCCGAUGUCAUCUUCAGUCCGUUUGACGAGAAUACUGGCAGCGAAAUCAAUGGCAUCGAUAGCCCCGGUCGAUCUUCCGAUUCCUCACUUUCUCUCUCGAGAUCCCCGUCCUCCAGCUCCGAUUACAUCAAGAUCACCGUCUCCAAUCCACAGAAGGAGCAGGAAACUUCGAAUUCACUUGUCCCCGGAGCUAGCACCUACGUCACGUAUCUAAUCACGACGAGAACCAACAUCCCGGAGUUCAAUGGAUCGGAAUUCGGGGUGCGGCGGCGAUUCAAGGACGUGGUCACUUUAUCGGAUCGGCUGGCAGAGGCUUAUCGAGGGUUCUUCAUCCCGCCUAGACCAGACAAGAGUGUAGUGGAGAGCCAGGUGAUGCAGAAGCAGGAAUUUGUAGAACAGAGGAGAGUUGCUUUGGAGAAGUAUUUGAGAAGGCUCGCUGCGCAUCCCAUCUUAUGGAACAGCGAUGAGUUGAAGGUGUUCUUGCAGGUGCAAGGGAAGUUGCCGUUGGCUACAAGCACUGAUGUGGCUUCCAGGAUGCUUGAUGGUGCAGUGAAUCUACCGAAGCAGUUAUUUGGAGAAGGAUCGACGGUAGCCCCACAGGAUGUAGUCCAGCCAGCCAAAGGAGGGAGAGACUUGUUGAGGCUGUUCAAAGAAUUGAAACAGUCUGUUUCUAAUGAUUGGGGUGGUUCAAGACCACCUGUAGUGGAGGAAGAUAAGGAGUUCCUAGAGAAGAAGGAGAAGAUGAACGAGUUUGAGCUGCAACUGAGCAAUGCUUCUCAGCAGGCGGAGUCGUUGGUGAAAGCACAGCAAGACAUGGGGGAGACGAUGGGAGAAUUAGGGUUAGCAUUCAUUAAAUUGACAAAGUUUGAGACUGAGGAAGCUAUGUUUGAAUCACAAAGAGUAAGGGCAGGUGACAUGAAGAACGUAGCUACAGCUGCUGUCAAAGCUAGCAGAUUCUACAGGGAACUGAAUGCUCAGACGGUUAAGCAUUUGGAUACCCUCCACGAGUAUCUUGGGUUGAUGCUAUCAGUUCAUGGUGCAUUUGCCGAUCGCUCUAGUGCUUUGCUGACUGUGCAAACUCUUCUAUCAGAAUUGUCGUCUCUUCAUACAAGGGCUGAGAAACUUGAAGCUGCGUCAUCAAAGAUAUUUGGUGGUGACAAAUCAAGGAUUCGAAGGAUAGAAGAGUUGAAAGAAACUAUAAGAGCCACUGAAGAUGCUAAAAGUGUUGCAGUUAGAGAGUACGAGCGGAUUAAGGAAAAUAACAGGACCGAACUGGAAAGGAUGGAAGCGGAAAAACAUGCCGACUUCUCCAACAUGUUGAAAGGAUUUGUGCUUAACCAGGUUGGCUACGCCGAGAAAAUUGCUAACGUGUGGGCAAAGGUUGCGGAGGAGACCAGUGGAUAUGCAACGGACAGCGCUUAGAAUGUAUUUAACUCGGUAUUUAUGAGGAGCUAGCUGUACAUUCCGAGUUCUUGUGCUCUCUUCUUUGCUUCUCUUCUUUCCCUUUUGUCUUCCUUUCCUUUUUUAGCUUUCUCAGUUUGAUCUUUUUACGCAAAGUAGGAAGGAACUCAUGUAUUUACAAUUUGUCGAAACACAGAACAAUUAAACAAAGAAAAUAGAAAAGCCAAG
Messenger RNA from Linum trigynum, 2277 nucleotides. Lineage: Eukaryota; Viridiplantae; Streptophyta; Magnoliopsida; Malpighiales; Linaceae. The record is from the annotation of a GenBank genome assembly.